AAAGAAAUGUGUGAAGACUUCAUAUAUAGUUCAUCAAUAGUUUCCAUAUUGAUACCUCCCAGUGUGUGUGUGUGUGAGAGAGAGAGAGAGUGUGUUGAUCAAUGGAGGCAAAGCAAGCAAGUCUGUCGAUCCUAAUGUUCCCAUGGCUAGCCCAUGGCCAUGUCUUCCCCUACCUCGAGCUAGCCAAGAACCUCUCGAAGCUAAACUUCACCAUCUUCCUCUGCUCCACUCCCAUCAUCCUCCAAUCCCUCCCCGACCACCGCCACAUCCCGAUCACCCUCGUCCCCCUCCACCUCCCCUCCCCGCCGGACCUCCCGCCAGAGCUCCACACCACCAAGCACGCGCCGCCCCACCUCAUGCCGCGCCUCCACGAGGCCUUCCACGCCUCCAAAGCCGCCUUCUCCGCCAUCGUCGCCUCCCUCAGCCCCAGCAUGCUCAUCUACGACUGCUUCCAGGCCUGGGCCGCCGCCGCCCUGAACAUCCCCGCCGUCCACUUCGCCACCACCGGCGCCGCCGCCUACUCCUUCUACUACCACCACCUCACCAGGAAGGGCUCCCCCUUCCCCCACGACGCGAUGUACCUCCACCGCCACGAGUUGGCGGCGCGGCGGGUCACCACCUCCGAUUUCGACGUGGAGAACUUAGACAACGGGCUUCCCUCCUUCAACCGCUCCCGCGACGUCGUUUUGAUGAAGACGUCGCCGGCCAUCGAAGGGAAAUACAUGGACUACCUUUCUCAAUUGUGUAACAAGAAAAUACUCGCCCUGGGCCCACUUAUUACAACCGCCUCCGACAACGGUGGACAUGAUUCAGACAUAAUGGAUUGGUUAAGCAAGAAAGAGAGAUUCUCGACCAUUUUCAUCUCAUUUGGAAGCGAGAACUACUUGUCCAAGAAUCAAAUGCGAGAAAUGGCGAAAGGUCUAGAAGCUUCGAAAGCCAACUUCAUAUGGGUGGUGAGGUUUCCUCGAGGAGAGAGUGAGGAAGAAGAAACCAAAGAAGCGCUGCCGUUAGGGUUUGCUGAGAGAGUUGGAGAGAGAGGGAAGAUAGUGGAGGGGUGGGCCCCGCAGACCAAGAUUUUGGCGCAUGAGAAUGUUUGUGGUUUCAUUAGUCAUUGCGGGAUGAGUUCUACGAUCGAGAGCUUGUAUUUUGGGGUGCCGGUGAUCGGCGUUCCGAUCAAGAUCGAUCAGCCGUUGAAUUCGAGGCUGCUGAUGGAGGCCGGCGUCUGCGUCGAGGUGGCGAGGGACGACAACGGAGAUUUUAGAGGAGAUGACGUGGCGGCGGCGAUCCGAAGAGUUGUGGAGAGCGGGGAGGGGAUGAGGGCCGGGGCGGCGGAGAUCAGGGAGGCGAUGAGGGCGGAGGAAGAGUGCGGGGUCGGUGAGGCCGCGGAGCAUCUCAGGCGAAUUUGUGCCCAUCGUAUGGUCUAAUUGGUGGAGUGACGAUAUUAUAAUCUCAUGAAAAUCAAGAGAAUUUAAUGUUUAUUGACUUAAUUAUAAAUUGAUGAAUAUCUAAGAAAUGUAAGUUUUUAGAAUA
Salvia miltiorrhiza (redroot sage) is the source of this 1530-nucleotide messenger RNA. RefSeq names its product beta-D-glucosyl crocetin beta-1,6-glucosyltransferase-like. The transcript has 2 exons. Gene Ontology annotation, molecular function: UDP-glycosyltransferase activity. The coding region runs from base 102 to 1424 and encodes 440 amino acids. The record is from RefSeq and is a predicted model, not a curated record. Lineage: Eukaryota; Viridiplantae; Streptophyta; Magnoliopsida; Lamiales; Lamiaceae.